UGUAUACCGGCGACAUGGUUUAAAACUGGAGGAGACCAAAUUGAUUAUUGAAGGCAUUAUGGGAACGACAGAUUUUCCGCUAAUCUAGCUCGCUGAAGCGCUUGGAAUUACGUGCACAGUGCGUCUCUAUCAGACGUGCGAUUGGAAGAUAUGAAUAUGUGAGUAAAUGUGUUCAUUGUGCCGUUGUACCUGCGUGAUAUUUACCAUAGUUUAGUGAAAACAUAGUUUUGCUUGUAUUUUGUUUUCAAUUUUUUUUUUAAUUCGUUAGAUAUUGGAUUUGACGUGGCGUCAUUUAUAUUAUUCCAUUAAACUGUGUAUCUAUUGGAAUUUCGAGAACAUACCAAUAAAAUAAGGAAACGGAAAUCAUCUAAGAUAAAAAAAGAAACGCAAGAAAUUCAUUGAUUAAGGAACGACAUUAUUGAGACUGCAAUCGCCUAAACACUGUGAUUUUAUGCCAAAAAAUUGAAAUCGGAUGUUUAUAUUUCUCCAAAGAUAAUCUUGUGAAGCUGCAUAUUUUUGUAUACUUCAACACCUUCAGUUGAUAUUUUGCUCAAACUUUGCCGUUUGUGAUUUGAAAUUAAAGUAUACCAUUUAUAUAGUUUUGUAUCAUAUCAAUGAGAUUACAAACGGUGUCGUGCGUAUACGUGGUUAAUUGAAUAUCGAUAUCUGAGGAUCACUUACAUUGUUACAGUAUUGGAAUUAUAUAUUUAUAUUUGCCGAAUUCGUUUUAUAAAAUUACAUAUAAUUAAUUGUACGUUUAGUUCAUACUUUGUCAACUAUCUAUAUCGUAACAUAUCUUAUGCGACCGGUGCAUUCCUUAGCCAAAAUUGGGAAACCACAGCGCACGGUCGACCAACCGCCUGGUCAAAUUCUCAGAAAAACUCACGUGCCGAGCGAGAGCCACGGGAUUCAAAAACCUCACAAGAGUAUUUCGUCAUCACUGACGUCAUCAGCGUGUAGUUCAGGAAAUUUACACAUUUCCAAGAACAGAAUCCUCCAAAUGCGUCCUAAUCUCACAACGUUAGCUAAUGGCGUCACGCUCGUUUCCGGUGUUGGCGAGAGCCACCUAGCUGGUCAUCUGGGUUCCGGCUCGCUGAAUGGAUCCAGUCUUUCUUCCGGUAUCAUUCCAAUGAAGGACCACGAUGCUAUUAAGUUGUUCGUGGGUCAAAUUCCGCGUAACUUAGAGGAGAAGGAUUUACGGCCUAUCUUUGAGGAGUAUGGACAGAUUUACGAGCUUACCGUUCUAAAGGACCGGUUCACAGGCAUGCACAAAGGAUGUGCCUUUCUCACAUAUUGUGGCCGAGAGAGCGCGCUCCGAGCUCAAGCGGCUUUACACGAACAGAAGACACUUCCUGGGAUGAAUCGUCCGAUACAAGUCAAACCAGCGGACAGCGAAAGUAGAGCGGAAGACCGGAAGUUGUUCGUGGGCAUGCUCAACAAGCAGCAGACGGAGGAUGAUAUCAAACAUUUGUUCACCCCCUUUGGCCAAGUUGAGGAGCUCACCAUACUUCGAGAUCAGAAUGGAAACAGCAAAGGUUGCGCGUUCGUCAAGUACUCGAACCACUCAGAGGCGCAGGCGGCCAUCAACAAUCUCCAUGGCAGCCAGACCAUGCCGGUACGUGCGCACCUACACACCAGGGGCGCCUCUUCUAGCCUCGUGGUCAAGUUCGCCGACACGGAAAAGGAGCGACAGCUGCGCCGGAUGCAGCAGAUGGCACAGUCCGUGGGCAUUCUGAAUCCACUGGCGCUUUCGCAGAUAGGAAGCAGUGGCUAUGGCGUUUACACAUCGCCUCGCGACCUCCAGGUUUACCCCGAAGCGCUCAUGCAGCAGCAGGCACUCAUGGCGGCAAGUCAAGGUCAUUACUUGACCCCGGUGACCUUGGCACAGAUUCCGCAGGCGGUCGCCGCCCUUGCCGCUCCCAACGGCAUCUCCACGGCGACCAUGACCCCGACCACCGCCUCUCUGGCUAAUGGUACUGCCUCCACCCCGAUCAGCAGCGCUCCCCCUAGCGUUCUUUCUCCGACCCCCAUGGCAGGAUUCGCACUGCAAACGAACGGUCAAGCGCACGAGAUAUACGCGAACGGCAUUCCAGCUUACACAGCGCAAACUAUAGCUAACGGCGACCCUACCCAGAUUUACACGGCAGUUACCCCGUACGGAAUAAGUGAAUACCUGACUGCCUACCCCGCCGCGUUCAAUCCCAUCCAACAAGCGCUGCUACAGAACGCAGCCUUAAUGCCUACUGCACAGAAAGAAGUUCUGAUGCCCUCUACAGGCCCUGACGGGUGCAAUCUCUUCAUUUACCACCUCCCUCAGGAGUUUGGAGACGCCGAGCUUGCGCAGAUGUUCAUGCCCUUUGGAAAUGUUAUCAGCGCUAAAGUGUACGUGGACAGGGCCACGAACCAGAGCAAAUGCUUCGGGUUCGUGAGUUUCGACAACCCCGCUUGUGCCCAAGCGGCUAUUCAAGCCAUGAAUGGGUUUCAGAUCGGGAUGAAGCGACUCAAGGUGCAACUGAAGCGCCCGAAGGACGCCUCAAAGCCCUAUUAGCCGCCUCGUGAGGGGAAAUGUUCUGGUCAGUGAUGCAAAGUCUAGUCGGAAGAAGAGCUGAGAUGUGAAAACCCCCACCGAAAAAAAAGAACAACAACAUACGGCCGUCGCGCAUGAUUUGAAAAAAAAAAAUCGUGAUCAAGCUGAAACAAUGAACAACUUCAACAGCAUUCUCGACGAGAGCAGCAAAGGAAAUUAUCACAAUCCCGUUUAUUGAUAUAACAGCGAUGGUGUUUUUAGAAUCAGUGUAAAUAUUUUUUUCUUGUUUAUUCAUUUUACUUGACUCGUUUUAACAAAAUGUUUGCUUUUACAUUGUGUAUAUAUUUAAAUGAUUUUCGAUUUCUCAGAAACUUGUUUGAACUUGUUAUAUUUUGCCAUUACUUUGUUCUUAUUUUAUUGUUGCGUUUCUUUUGUCCGACCGGUUUCGAUUUAUUUUCCGGAAUUCGGACAUGAAUUUGUCCGGUCGGCAAAAGUAAUUUAUUAAUGAACUAUGUGCAAUAUUUAUAUAUAGGCAAGUGCUGCAGUAAAACAUAUAUACUCCUUUCAUGAAACAUUUCUAGGAAGACUAAUUAUCCGUAUUUUAAAUACUAGAGGUAAAAUCAUUUAACUAAUUUACAAUAUUUCGUCAAAGCGCUUAGUGAACUGCGUGUUUGUUUUUGGACGUAAUUUUAUCGGUUAUUAUUAUAGGUAUUAUCGGUUGGAAUUAGCUAUCAAAACAUUUAAUGAUUAAUCAGUGACCGAUAAAUCAUUGCUUUGGCAAUUUUGAUGGCAUAAUAAGUUUUACGAAUUUUGAUUUGUUUGGAAGGAGAUUAUUAUUACCAUUGUUAUAAUGUACUAUGUAUGUCUUUUAUGGGCGAUAACGUAUCGUCAUCGAUGUCUGUUUGUGUUUUUAUAAUUUGUCAGAAAUUUUAGCUCCCUUUUAAACUUUUGAUGGAUUUUUGAUUUCUUUAAACAUUCCAAUUUCAAAUGUUCAUACGCCAGUCCUGGGUGGGGAAAGUCUUUAUGUGACCGGGAACAUGACAACGCGUGCGUGCGCACAAUUGAGAAAAAAACAAAAUAUGCAAUUAUUUUCAUUCACGAGACAAUUAUACGGUACAACUAGUAGUAGUAUAAUCCGACAAACAUUGAGUUAAUAAUUACUCAUCAAUUUCGAAUUACAACUAAGAUUUCAAAGGUUGUGUUUCCGGGUUCACAUUGUAAACAUAGGGCCUACACAGUUUUGUACGAAUCGCUGCAUGCCAAAUAUUUACUUUUUCAUUAAAUUGUGUUUAACACAAAUAUAUUCGCUGUUGUAUUGUAAAUACAGUUUUGACCAAUCAACGUCGUGCUAUUUUAAAUAACAGUAAGGUGUACAUUUUUCUACCGUAUUUUUAUAUCAUUUUAUAUGGUUCACUAACACAAACUCUUGAUAUUGUGGUUUGGUAUUUUGUAAAUGGUGGUUCUAGUGUUAGAAUUUACUAAAUCUUGUGUCGUAGUUUCGCAAAACUUAUAAAGUUUGUGCUCAUUUUAGAAAGAAAAUCUUUAAUCGAGGUGAUACACAUUGUCACGUGGUUGUUGUGACGUAACAUAAUUAUUUUCCGGUGACAGCGUGUGGUAACUUAUGCUUUGUUUUAAAUUUUUAUUUCAUAAAAGGGAGCUACUAUUUCUGUUGCAGAGUAUGGAAUUUGUUGCAAAUGUCCAUGCGUUGUGUGUCAACAGACAAAAGUUCACCGCCUCAUUUGGCGAGCCGUUUGUUCGUUAACACACACAAGUGUUUGUUUCGCCGAAAGAAUAAAACAACAUCUUAGGCGCUUAGACCAUUCCGUGCAUAAUGAUACGUCAUGAUCAGUUAUUGACCUCAUUCAUUGGUUACGUCAGAGGUUUUUGUACAUAGUUUAUUACAUUAAAUUAUACAGAUAUACGAACGUUUUAAUAUGUUUAGAUGUAGAUUAUUGGUAGACAUUUUUAGGUUAAAAUCAUUUCAAUAUGAGUACAUAAUCACUAUUUUGUUGCCAUCAUCGCUAACAAGUUAGUUUUAUAGGAUGUUUAUUUGUGACAAGUUCAAAUUGCUUAUUAGAUCAAAGUGUUUCCCUUUCACUUGUAAAAAUUGUUUCUUAAGCAAUUUCGUUUCACCAGUUGAGCAGUUAUUGUUACAUUAUAAUUUGUCAAUUGGAAAUUACGACUUAAAACAAGUCCAACUAUGUGGUCAACUUGUUAACUGUAUCUAUCUCAAAGUUAAAUUGUUGAAAAUAAAUUUAUCAAAGGUGUACAUAUUUUAUUCAAGCUAUGUUAAUUUAUUUCUUUAUAUUAUACAAUUGUAUGGGUGUUUAUUUGAAAGGGAGCGAACUCAUGACAGUUGUAGUUUUUGCUGCGUGCUUGUAUAUAACGGAAUAUGGCUAUAUUUUGCAUGUUUGCACAAACUUAUUAAUACUUACUUUUUUCUAAAUGACCUUUAUGCUUACAUUUGAAAUUCGACAGAAAAUAAAUUAUUUUUUUACUGCCUAUAAACAUGUAUCUUUCCGUUUGAAAAAAGCAUGUGGUAGUAUCAAAAAAUGUCAAACCAUCCUUAAAAUUGUUGCAACGCUCUAUCUGGAGGAGAAGUCGUUUAGAACAAAAGCCGAAUUAGAUAGAAGGCCAAAUUGUCAUUUGUGUAAAUACCGUAGUAGUUAAUUAUGUAGACUAGAACAUAUUGCUAACACUUGUAAGGCUGUGUUUCGCAAAAUAAAUAUGUUUAUUUGUUUCUGUAACAUUAAGUGUGAUUGAUUCCUUUUUUAUUGAUUUGAAAUCACUCAUCUUUGAUUGUGUAUGUUUCAUCCAGUACGUUCUCGUUAUUUUCGAUAGGUUCAAUAUGAGUAGCCGCCCUUUGUAUUUUAUUUAUUCCAGUCUUGUAUGCUAGAAUAUGGUUAAGUAAGCAAUUACAAGAACAUUGAAAGAUACAUGUACGAAUAAUAAUAAAUUAUACCUGUAUUUCAAACCAUGCAUAACAUAGAAUUUUUUUAUACAAUACCAAUUCACCUAGCAUGUAAGGCUUUCCGUACAGAAAACUUCUGAAUCACAAGUAUAUUAUUCAUUCUUAGUUAAUUAUCAGGUAUGAAAAUCUAUAGAUAUUUUAACACCUGCAAACUAUGUAAACCACUGUCCAUUUAGGACAUCAUUUCAUUUUUACCGUUGAAAAAAUAAAAAAAAAAGUUAUUAAAGUGAAACCAUUUUAACAACGCCUAGGACAAAAAAAUACGUGAAAAUGUACAAAGGGCGACUACAAAUAUUGAAAUGAAUGUGCAAUAUACCUAUACUAGUCUAAUCCUAAGCAUUUGUUGCUCUUUAUACUGAUUCUUGAUAUUUUUUACAAUAACACAUUCAUUCUCCAUUAAAGGUAAUAAUUAAAGAUUUGAGUAAGUAUAAUAAUUAAAACAAUUUUAGAAAUACUUACGAAUACAAACAAUGGAUAUAAACAUGUUUUUUUAACAGUUUGAGUAAGCUUUACAGAGCCUUUUAUUGAUCAAAAUUUGUUUAAUGCAUUCAUUUUUAUAAUUAUGUAAAUAUUUUUAUUUUGAAAGAUAGAUCGAUUGAAAGCAAUCCACCACACAGGGAGGAACUUGUCUCAAAUAAUGUAAUAAACAUGUCCUUUAUGAAUGUGUUUAAAAAAAAAGAUUUCUCUACCCCGCCCAAAUUUAUUAAGUCAUGUUUUACUUGAAUCAUUCUAUUCACAUUGAUUUUUUAAAUUUUAUUUGAUGCGCACCAUUGGGAUGACAUGCCUUGACCGGGGCUCUGCGACACAGUGUUGUCAAGACUUUGGUUUGUCCCUUAAUCGGCAACCAGUCCAUGAAUAUUGUAAGUUCUUGAAUCUGAGAAACGAUUAAAAAGUGCAUUUUGGCAUCGGUUACACAGAACGCAUGCGCUGGCUCUACGGUAUGUCAUCCGUGGUAACUUCAUGGACUUGAAAUCCAAUGCGACCAAUCUUGUACAAUAUGAAUAGAAACAGAAAAUAAAAUUUAUUAGCUAAA
This is a messenger RNA of Dreissena polymorpha, 6531 nucleotides long. Its product is annotated as CUGBP Elav-like family member 3-A. Bases 800 to 2548 code for a protein of 582 amino acids. Gene Ontology annotation, biological process: regulation of alternative mRNA splicing, via spliceosome; mRNA splice site recognition. The record is from RefSeq and is a predicted model, not a curated record. Gene Ontology annotation, molecular function: mRNA binding. Gene Ontology annotation, cellular component: ribonucleoprotein complex; cytoplasm; nucleus. NCBI's taxonomy places the organism in Eukaryota, Metazoa, Mollusca, Bivalvia, Myida, Dreissenidae. The transcript has 13 exons.